AUGCCAACCGACGCCAUCACCAUCUCCGGUGUGACCAAGCGCUUCCGCGACAAGGUCGCCGUGAACAACCUGUCCCUCCGGGUGCCGACCGGCUCGGUGUGCGGCUUCCUGGGCCCGAACGGAGCGGGGAAGACGACGACCAUCCGCAUGGUCAUGAGCAUCUUCUACCCCGACGAGGGGAAGAUCCGGGUGCUCGACAAGGCGUCGGCGAUCGAAUCCAAGAACCUGAUCGGGUACCUCCCUGAGGAGCGCGGGGUGUACCGCAAGAUGAAGGUCGGGGCCUUCCUGCGGUACGUCGCGAAGCUCAAGGGGGUGACCGGGUCGCACCUGGACGAGCGCAUCAACGACUGGCUCGAGCGGGUCGACCUCCCGGGGGUGCAGAACAAGCGGUGCGAGGAGCUCUCCAAGGGCAUGCAGCAGAAGGUGCAGUUCCUGGGGACGAUCAUCCACGACCCGGACCUGAUCAUCCUCGACGAGCCCUUCUCCGGGCUCGACCCGGUGAACGUCCGCCUCGUUCGCGGGCUCAUCAACGACAUGAAGAAGGCGGGCAAGACGAUCAUCUUCUCCACGCACGUGCUCCACCAGGCGGAGCUGCUCUGCGACCGGGUCUUCAUGAUCAACAAGGGCGAGAAGAUCCUCGACGGCCCGAUGGAAGAGAUCCGCGAGCAGUUCAACCCGCGCACGAUCAUCGCCGAGCCGACCGCGCUCGAUUCGUCGCACCACGCGGCCCUCGGCGCGAUCCCGGGCGUCGAUUCCGUCACCGACCGCAACGCCGACGGCUUCGCGCUGCACCUCAACGAGGGCGCGAACACCGACGAGGUGAUGGCCGGGGCGCUCGCGGUGACCCCGAUGCGCCGCCUCGAACUCCAGCGUGCCAGCCUCGAGGACAUCUUCGUGAGCCUCGUGGACCUGGGCGAUUCCGAAGACUCCGUCCGCGUCAUCACCAUCGCGAUCCGCGAGUUCCUCGCGACCGCCGCGACGAAGGCGUUCAUCUUCGGCACGCUCGCGCUGCCGGCGAUCGGCGGGAUCAUGCUCCUGCUCAACGCCCUGGGCGCCUUCAAAACGAGCGAUCCGAAAGCGGAAGGCACAAUCCUCGUCGCGGACGGCACGGACACCGCGUUCGUCGCGAGCGGGCUCGAGGCGGCGUACUCGCCCGAGGCGAUCCGAGCGGCCCGCGAGGCGGUGAAAGAGAAAACGGAAGAGAUGCUCAAGAACAUCCCCAUCGGCGGGGAGAACGAGAAGGAGAUGAGCGCCGAGGUCGUUGCGAACCAGGCGGUGCCCUCGGUGCACAUCGAGCGGAUCGCGCCGGGCGACGACUUUGAGGCCGCGAAGUCACGCGUGAAGGACAACGCGGACGACGCGUUCCUCCUAUUCGUCGUGAGCGAGCGGUCCGUCGAGAUCCCGCCGACCGAUGCCGACCUCGACGGGUUGAGCGACGAUGAGCAGAGCAUCCUCAAAGCCCGCGGCGCGUUCGAGAUCUACCAGAACCAGGACACGCGCCCGCAGAUCGUUGAAAACGUGCGCCGGCAGGUGCAGGACCUGAUCGUCAACGAGCGCAUCGUCCGCGAGGGGCUGGACCCGGCGAGGAUCAGCGAGCUCCGCCGGUUCCCCACCGUCGAGGCGCGCACGCUCACCGACGCGGGCGAGGCGGAUUCGCAGAACAACCUCGCGCAGAUCCUCCCGUUUGUCUUCUUCAUGCUCCUCUGGAUCUCCGUGAUGUCCGGCGGGCAGUACCUGCUCAUGUCCACCAUCGAAGAGAAAUCCACCCGCGUGAUGGAAGUCCUGCUCUCCGCCAUCUCCCCGCGCGAGCUGCUCGUCGGCAAGAUCAUCGGCCAGGGCGCGGUCGGGCUGCUCAUCCUGCUCAUCUACGGCGGGAUGGGCGUCUUCGCCGCCGACCACUUCAACGUCCUCUCCCUCAUCCCCGCCCGCCUUCUCCUGAUGGCGCUCGUCUACUUCUUCAUCGCCUACGCUUUCUUCGCCUCGCUCAUGGCGGCCGCGGGCAGCGCGGUCUCGGACAUCCGCGAGGCCUCGGCGCUCACGAGCCCGAUCAUGAUGCUGCUCAUGCUCCCGUUCUUCCUCUGGGUGCCGAUCACCCAGAACCCGGAGGGGAUCAUCGCGGUCGUGACGAGCUUCAUCCCCCCGCUCACCCCCUUCGUGAUGGUCCUCCGCAUGUGCCAGCCGGGCGUGGAGAUCCCCAUGUGGGAGCUCAUCGCCACCACCGGCGUCGCCCUCCUGGGGGUGCUCAUCAUGGUGUACGCGGCCGUGAAGAUCUUUCGAGUCGGCGUCCUGAUGUACGGAAAACCGCCCUCUUUCGUGGGUCUGCUGAAGUGGAUCCGGUACGAUCCGAUCAUGGAAUGGUGGCAGGCGGUGAUCCUCGGCCUCGUCGAGGGCGUCACCGAGUACCUCCCGAUCUCGUCGACCGGGCACCUCAUCCUCGCGUCCGCGUUCCUCGGCCUCGACGGCGAGAACAUCUCCACGUCCGUCGACGCGUUCAACAUCAUCAUCCAGGGCGGCGCCAUCCUCGCCGUGCUCGCGCUGUACACGAGCCGCGUGCUCCAGAUGAUCCGCGGGAUCUUCGGGCGCGACGUCGCCGGCCGCCGCCUCGCGUUCAACAUCAUCAUCGCGUUCUUCCCCGCCGCGGUGCUCGGCGUGAUGUUCAACGAUUUCAUCGAGUCCUCGCUGUUCAAGCCGGUCCCGGUGAUCAUCGCGCUCGCGCUGGGCGGCGUGUGGAUGAUCUGGAUCGACCACCACAAGCUCAAGGCCCACCGCGACGAGUCGCCCGAGGAAGCGGUGACCGAGGGCAAGGGCAUCGAGGAGCUCACCGCGCGCGGGGCGCUCGCCAUCGGCCUCUUCCAGUGCGUCGCCAUGUGGCCCGGCACCUCGCGCUCCAUGAUGACCAUCGCCGGCGGCGCGCUCGUCGGCCUCAGGCCCAAGGACGCCGCGGAGUUCAGCUUCCUCCUCGGCCUGCCCACGCUCGGCGGGGCGUGCGUCUACAAGCUGGCGAAGAACCUUAAGGAAUCGCACGACGCCGGCGCGGAGAACCUCUUCGAGCAGCUCGGCGUGAUGCCGACGGUGCUCGGCAUCGCCGUCGCGACCGUCUCCGCGAUGCUCGCCGUGAACACGGGCUCAGCGCGUUCGGGUACUACCGCAUCGGCCUGGCGAUGGUGCUGGGGGCGCUGA
Symbiodinium necroappetens is the source of this 3180-nucleotide messenger RNA. The record is from the annotation of a GenBank genome assembly. Lineage: Eukaryota; Dinophyceae; Suessiales; Symbiodiniaceae.